UUUACGCGCCACUUCGUGUCCAGAGCCAAAGGUCAGAUUAAAAAAGAGGAGACUGUCCAGGUGUUUGAUCCAAUAGAACAGAGGUGGGCGGUAGGUAAAUGAAAACCUGGGUCGGGAAAGACCCGCUCAGCCAAUCAGAGGUUGUCUCCAGCGUUUAAAGGGACGGUGGGCGGUCCCUCGGGCUUUCUGAGGGAUUUUACUUUAGUAUCUUCACGGUUUUUCUCCACAGAGUUUGGGAGCAAUAAGAGAAACGCUUGGACCUCUCCUCGAUGUUUGUCUGUGGAUGCUGCGCUCGUGCCCCCGCCUCACUUGUUGCGCAGACGCUGCGCGCGCCGCUGACGCGUCAGUGAGGAGAGGAGAGGCUGCAACAGGUGCGCGGAGCAUCUCCGGCUCAAGCUAGAGAAUUACUGUCAUUUUUGAAGUCUCAAUACAGCUGGUUUCAUGUUUGGAGUUCGGGUUUAGUUUGUGGAUGCGAGAUUGAAGAGAUCUGACGCGCGUAAAAGACGCAGGAUGCCGGUUCUAUCGAGUCUCGACAGUGCCAGCAAGUUUCGGGAGGACUGGCUGUCGGUGUUCCCGGAGGACCCGUUCACCGACUCUGCCCCGCUGGACGACAGCCUCACCAGUCUGCACUGGCUGCAGAACUUCUCCAUCCUCAGCGCGGACCCGGAGCGCGCUCACGGCGCCGGACCGGGCUGCCCAUCCUCGCAGCAGCACCUCUUCAUGAGGCGCCUCGGCUUCCAGAGAGCCGGGACCGACUCCCCGUCCAGCCCCCCCGCCGGGGACACCGCCGCCGCCGGGAUGCCCCUGUAUCCGGGCAGCCCGGUCACCUCCGGGAGCGCCUCCAGCGCGUCGCCGCGCUUUCCAAGCUGCGCGCACCCGCAGGUGUCCGUCCAGGCUAGCUCGCCGGCUGAGGUGGACUACAAGAGCAACCCCAAAGUCAAGCCUCCCUACUCCUACGCCUCCCUCAUCUGUAUGGCCAUGCAGGCCAGCAAGCAGCCCAAAGUCACUCUGUCCACCAUCUACAACUGGAUCACCGAGAACUUCUGCUACUACAGACACGCGGAGCCCAGCUGGCAGAACUCCAUUCGUCACAACUUGUCCCUCAACAAGUGUUUCAAGAAGGUCCCCCGACAGAAGGACGAGCCGGGGAAGGGGGGCUUCUGGCAGAUCGACCCCCAGUACGCCGACAUGUUUGUCAACGGCAUCUUCAAGCGCCGGAGGAUGUCCGCUAACCACUACAGCAGCACGCAGAGACACAGCCCCCCCAGCACCUGCCCCUACCAAACCGCGGGGGGGAAACGGAAACACCUGCCGCCUAAAAGCGCCGCCAAGCCCGCCAGAGCCACGCAGUCGCCCCUGCUGGCCACGGAGGCCGCAGACAUCCUGAGGGGGGACUUCGACCUGGCGUCGGUGUUUGACGACGUCCUCGGCGGCGGCUGCAGCACCUUCGAGGACUUGGACAUUAACGUGGCGCUGAGCUCUCUGGGGUGCGAGGUGGAGGGGAGGCAGCACCCCGUCGCUAUGGGCAGGUGGUGCGGAGGAGGCGGAGACGUCAUGGGUCAGAGCCAGCUCGUGACCCACCAUCAGCUCUACGGCUACCCGGGCCUCGGCGCCGCCGACUGCGCCGUCGGCAUGGGGGAGCUCCCCCCGCAGCUGCACCCGGAUCAGCUGAUGCACGGCCACCAGCAGCAUUUCGAGGUGCUUUUCUCGGACCAGCCUGCGGAGCUGGCGCUGCAGCCGUGGGAGGAGAUCAAGGAGGAGGCCCAGGCCGUUCCUCUGGACCAGGGCUUCGGCCUGUACGAGGGCUUCUUCAGCGAGAUGCAGCCGUGGGAGCGAGCGGAGAGCUACCCGUGACUUUCUGAUGCACCGAGAGUCUGACCUUUCUGACCCACCGUCAAAUAAAUUUAGUUAUUUUCCCUGGA
Messenger RNA from Oryzias melastigma (Indian medaka), 1922 nucleotides. RefSeq names its product forkhead box J1b (gene foxj1b). Gene Ontology annotation, biological process: regulation of DNA-templated transcription. Gene Ontology annotation, molecular function: DNA-binding transcription factor activity; sequence-specific DNA binding. The coding region runs from base 511 to 1854 and encodes 447 amino acids. The record is from RefSeq and is a predicted model, not a curated record. The transcript has 2 exons. NCBI's taxonomy places the organism in Eukaryota, Metazoa, Chordata, Actinopteri, Beloniformes, Adrianichthyidae.